Hypomesus transpacificus is the source of this 1320-nucleotide messenger RNA. RefSeq names its product hemopexin-like. The record is from RefSeq and is a predicted model, not a curated record. Lineage: Eukaryota; Metazoa; Chordata; Actinopteri; Osmeriformes; Osmeridae. The coding region runs from base 305 to 706 and encodes 133 amino acids. The transcript has 3 exons.
CUUAACCGUAUAGCAGCAUAAGCCUUGGGUUAUUUGUGAUUUACUACACCCUCUUGUGAUUUACAUUGUUAUUUGAACACAAAGGAAGACGCACAAUGACCAUAGAAGAUUAAACUCAAGGAAGCACUCAUUGGCACGGACAGUCAGACCACACCGGACGAUUAAGGACAUUUACACUACAUUUAGUCAUUUAGCAGACGCUCUUAUCCAGAGCGACUUACAGUAAGCAGAGGGACUUAUUUGUUGAAUUGUGUUAACAUGAACAACAGUUCAUUGACCCAUGAUCUGAGCGCAAUUCCAGAACAUGUUAUCUUCCAUCUAUUUCUUGAUAAACGCUGACGGUGCCGACCACGCUGACAGAGAGCGCUGCAGCAGAGCUCACCUGGAUGCCAUCACAUCAGAUGACGCAGGAAACGUGUACGCCUUCAGGGGAGGAACAUCUCCAAAUGUUGGUUUCUGCAGUGAUUCUUGCAGCGUACUAGCCUACAUGGUCUAUAAAGCAAACAUGUCACUUCUAUGCUGUUCGACCCUCUCAGGCCACCAUUAUCUGCGUCAGGAUGUAGGAAAUGACAAACUGCACUCUGAAAGCAUCGAGAAGGCCUUCAAGGAGCUGCACAGCGAGGUGUACGCUGUCUUCUCAUACAUGGACCACCUCUACAUGAUCAAGGCAGGCACACAGGCACACACCGCACAGAUACGUCGCUGAACAGAGUCCGGUGUGUGUAGGAUAAGAUGGUGUACCUGUACAAAGUCGGGGUACCCCAAACCCCUGAAGGAGGAGCUGGGCCUGGAGGGCCCCCUGGACGCUGGCUUCGUCUGCCAGGAUCACCACAUCGCCCACAUCGUCAAAGGUAGCUGGAACAGACCGACUGGCAGAUACCAAGGCCAGUUCUGGUACAACCAGCUGCAAUAGCAGAACAGCAAUCGCAAAAGAGAGUGGGGAGCACUUUACAUUAACGUUACAUUAAUUGUCAUGUCAUCACGCCAGGGUUUCCCUGGAGCUGUUUGGCUGUGACCACUAGCUGGCGUCCACCAAACAACAAACCUAUCAUGGAAACGGGUCUAAGUGUCUAUCACAUUUCUUUCAACACAUGCACCAUGGUUUUCACGUACGAGAAAUGCUGUGCCUAAAACCUGCAGUAGACCUCAUCUUAUGCUCUGUUACCUCUGUGAUCUGUCUCAUUCCUCCAUCAUACUGUUUAUCUGUGUUUCCUGCCUCUGGAUCUCUCAUGGAAUGCUCUGCAGGGUUCUAGAGUAAUUGGGUUUGUGUGGUCUUUUUAGUAGGUGUAUUGAACCACCUGGAGAGUCUAAAAGGGCUUC